Messenger RNA from Spizellomyces punctatus DAOM BR117, 1773 nucleotides. RefSeq lists its product as uncharacterized. The record is from RefSeq and is a predicted model, not a curated record. The transcript has 14 exons. Gene Ontology annotation, cellular component: Mon1-Ccz1 complex; fungal-type vacuole membrane. Gene Ontology annotation, biological process: protein targeting to vacuole; vesicle-mediated transport. Bases 91 to 1617 code for a protein of 508 amino acids. NCBI's taxonomy places the organism in Eukaryota, Fungi, Chytridiomycota, Chytridiomycetes, Spizellomycetales, Spizellomycetaceae.
CGCGGCAAUGAGAGAUCGCCGUUGCCGGAAUUUGACAUACUGAUACGGCAGACCACAGUGUGCAGCAACAAGUGUCCAGACUACGUAGAAAUGAGCAAAGAUGCCGUAGAGGCAGAACCUAUGCACCCUGAAGGACCACUGGGUCCGUCAGCUGCAGAUGGGGAGUCUCCCUUGUCCUCUCAAUGUCCUUCACCAGUUUCCAGUGAGGGGCCCUGUGUGGCAGAGCUUGCUCCCGCUCUGGACUCUGCAAGCGCUCUUUUGGCUCGUUCGGAUAACCAAAUGCAGCCGGAUUUGAUUGCCGAAACGCGGCGAAAAUCCUUUCAGAAGCAUAAAAAUGUGGUAUCACCGACGCAAGCUGGGGACAGUUUACGACGAUACGGUGAUGAAGUCCCGACGUCCAGCCGCUGGACACAUCAUAAAAAACACUUUUUUAUUCUAAGCAGCGCCGGCAAACCUAUUUACUCGAGAUAUGGGGACGAAGCCAAGCUUUCGAGCUUCAUGGGACUAAUUCAAGCAAUAUUGUCAUUCUUUGCAAGUGAUGAUGACUCUAUCAGAUGCUUGAAUGCCGGUUCGCACAAAUUCGUCUUUUCAAUGAAAGGACCACUAUACUUGGUUGCAGUUUCGUCGACCGGCGAAUCCGAAUUGCAGUUGCGUCAACAAUUGGAAUGUCUUUACGCCCAGAUCCUCUUCGUCUUGACCGGAGCUGCGCUGACCCGUAUAUUCGAAACGAGAGGGAAUUACGAUCUGCGAAACCUUUUAUCAGGAACGGAGAUGUUUUUGGACCAUUUGUCUGGCGCGUUUCAAAGUGGGUCCGGUUACUUUCUGGGUGCCAUUCCAUGUCUUCGAAUGUCGUCCCGGUUACGGCAGAAGAUUGGAAACGUAUUGGCCAUAGGGACGCCCAAGUCUCUUGUGUUUGGGAUUCUGAUUGCCAGGGACAAGUUGGUCACCCUAGUCCGUCCUAAGCGGUACAGCCUUCAUCCAACAGACUUGCACCUUGUUAUGAAUAUGAUUUCGUCUUCAUCCGGAUUCCGUUCGGUGGAGACUUGGACUCCUGUUUGUUUCCCUCAAUUUAACAACCGAGCUUUCCUCCAUACCUAUGUGUGCUUCCUUGGGACAGACCUCUGUUUGGUCCUCGCCUCGACGGAUAAGGACGCUUUCUUUGAGAUGUCGGAGUACAAACAGCAAAUUUCCCAGGGACUGGAAACAACUGGGUGCGUGGAAGCCAUUGACGACGCAAUCAGAGCUGAUCCGUACAGUAUCGUCGAGGUGGAAGUGCCAAGUUUGCGGCACUUCAUCUAUAAAUCAACCACGCUCGUCCAGUACACAGAGCCAUCACUGUCUGCCCCUUAUACACGAAAAGAAGAUAGACGACGACUAUUGCGCGCAUAUCAGUACGCCUUAGAAAGAAUGCAUGCUCGCGAGAACCCGGCCAGAGUCAUCUUCCAUGCGACUCCUACUGAAGCCGUGAUGUCCUAUUCAACUCCCACACACGAGAUAUACGCGUCUUUUAGCCCUUUAGUUUCUAAGGCUGCUGCAAUGGAAGGUAUCGCUGGACUCCAAAAGUGGAUCAAGCGUGAGGAAUCGUCCAUUUUUGUACCCUCCGCCCCUGUUUUUUGAGUAUUAUGCGCCCAUCUUCAGAAUAUCCUUGUUCUCAAUAGUAUACGUGCCAUCCUUAACCUCUACCGUUAUACCUUCACCUCCACCAACGGCCCAGCGACGCAUGGCACGGGCACAACUACCAACUGGAGUCGACAGACCAGUCCAUCUCCCGAA